GGCGCGAGCGGCGCCGUGCGCGGGCGGGCGCGAGGGGAGCGGGAGAGGCUGAGCCUGAGCCCCGGAGCCGCCGGGAACCUGCUCGGGUCCGGCGGGGCUCCGGCAUUCCCGGCCCAGGGCGCGCCGCCUCCCAUGCGCCGGAGGCCGCGCAGGGUCUCAGCCCUCUCGCCCCCCCUCCCUCCCUCCCACCGAGAGCGCCUCGUCGCGGGGCGCCCGGCCGGGACGCCGGGCACGGAGCGGUGAGGAGAGGCCGGGCGGGGAGCCCCGCGCCAGGAUUUGUGUGUGAUCAGCAUUGUGCUGUACCACAGUGAAGAGGUAUUUUUCACUUCAAGAUACCUUGCAUUAAAGGAUCAUGGUAGACAGUUUAAUAGUUUCUUUGAGACUUCUCAGUUCCCUUGCAGUGUUGGGAUUUCAGUUUGUCAUCCCACAGCCUUCAAUUGAACACAGAAAGGUUCCGCAGAGGAUAGAAGAGCAAGGAGAUGCGUCUGAGGACAGCAGUGCAGGAAUCCCAGGCGUGUGGGGCAACUGGGGCCCCUGGUCCGCCUGCUCCCGGAGCUGCAGCGGAGGUGUGAUGGAGCAGACCCGGCCCUGCCUCCCCGCCUAUUACCGGGAGCGGGAGCGGGAUCGGGGGUACCGGCGCCCGGGGCGGCAGUUCCCGGCCUCGGACAGGACUCACCACAGCUCCCACCACGAGGACUCGCUCUCUGCCUAUCCCGGCCACGUCAUUUCUGCCAUCCGCACAUCCGUGCCGCUCCACAGGAACGAGGAGCAGCUUUGGGCUGGACUUCGUGCCCCUGCCGGGGGCCGGAACAGCAGCCACGGGGGCAGGGGCACACCGAGGGGCAGCCGGCACUCCCAGAGCCAGCAGCACUCCCAGAGCCAGCAGCAUUCCCAGAACCAGCACCAGCAACACUCCCAGAACCAGCAGCACUCCCAGACCCAGCGGCACAGCGCCCAGGCGGAAAAGAGGAGCAGAAACAGAAAUCCUAUUGGCCCAGGAAAGUAUGGAUAUGGAAAAGUGCCAUACAUUUUACCUUUACAAACUGACACUGGUCAGCAGCCUCAGAAACUCCGGAGGCAGCGCCAGUCCUCGAGGAGCCACGUGUUCCACCCGAGCCCGAGCCUCCUGAGCCCCUACAGCCAAGCAGCUGGGCCUCCAGUCCAACAUGGGAACCUUUAUCAAGAAGCAAGUGGGCCUCAGGCAGGACAUCAGGUCCUGGGACCCUCAGUUUAUCAGUCACCAUCCUUUCCUGCCUCUCCAAGUCUGUUCCAGAGCAGUGACCCUGUGCCAGCCCAGGCCCUGCAGGGGCAGCCCCAGCCCCAGAGGGCCACGGCCAUCGUGUGCGUGGGCACCUACAAGCAAUACAAACUCUGCAACACCAUUAUGUGUCCUGAAAGCAGCAGAAAUAUUAGAGAGGUGCAAUGUGCAUCAUACAAUAACAAGCCAUUUAUGGGUCGAUUUUAUGAAUGGGAACCUUUUGCAGAAGUGAAGGGAAGCCAGAAGUGUGAGCUGAACUGCCGGGCCAUCGGGUACCGCUUCUACGUGCGGCAGGCGGAGACGGUGAUCGACGGCACCCCCUGCGACCAGAACGGCAGCGCCAUCUGCGUGGCGGGGCAGUGCAAGAGCAUUGGCUGUGACGACUAUCUGGGUUCUGACAAGGUGAUUGACAAGUGUGGAAUAUGUGGAGGGGACAACACUGCUUGCAAGGUGGUGUCUGGAGUUUUCAAACACACGCUAACAAAUCUUGGCUACCACAAGAUAGUGGAAAUUCCUGAAGGAGCUACUAAAAUCAACAUUACUGAGAUGUCAAAGAGCAACAACUAUUUGGCCCUGCGGAGCCGCUCGGGACGGUCCAUCAUCAACGGGAACUGGGCGAUCGAUCGGCCCGGGAGAUACGAAGGUGGUGGGACAAUGUUCACCUACAGGCGCCCCAACGAGAUCUCCAGCACUGCAGGGGAGUCGUUUCUAGCAGAUGGCCCAACAAAUGAAGUCCUUGAUGUCUAUAUGAUACAUCAGCAGCCUAACCCAGGUAUCCAUUAUGAGUAUAUCAUUCCAGGAGACAAUGUCAUUAGUCCUCAGCUGCUUGCUCACAGGAGGCCAGGGGAGCCGUUGAAUGGUCAGCUGGGAAUGCCAGAAGGUACAAGUCAUGAGGAUGAGGAUUUGCACAGAGAGACAGACAUUCUCACUGGACAGUCAGCUGGAACUUUUCCAGUUAUUCAGCCAGGAAGAUUUCCUUCUCAUCAGCCAGAAAACCAGGUGCCUGCUAUGCAACAGCCAAGGCAAAACCGAGAACACAACUGGAAACAGGUUGGAAAAACUGAGUGCACCACUACCUGUGGGAAAGGAUCACAGUACCCAAUUUUCCACUGUGUCAACAGAAUCACUCACGAGGAGGUCCCCGAGGGUUACUGUGACAGCAGUACCAAACCCAUCCCAGAAGAGGAGGCCUGCAACCUCUUCCCAUGUCCAGCUUUCUGGGACAUAGGGGAGUGGUCUGAGUGCAGCAAAACCUGUGGCCUGGGGAUGCAGCACCGCCAGAUCUUGUGCCGGCAGAUCUACGCCAACCGCACCCUGACGGUGCAGCAGUACCGGUGCCACCACCUGGAGAAGCCUGAGACCACCAGCACCUGCCAGCUGAAGAUCUGCAGUGAGUGGCAGAUCAGGACAGAGUGGACCUCAUGUUCAGUGCCUUGUGGAGUGGGGCAGAGGACCCGGGAUGUGAAGUGUGUCAGCAACCUCGGGGACGUUGUUGAUGACGAGGAGUGUAACAUGAAGCUGCGGCCAAAUGACAUUGAGAACUGUGACAUGGGCCCCUGUGCCAAGAGCUGGUUCCUCACAGACUGGAGUGACAGGUGCUCGGCAGAGUGCGGGGCCGGGAUCCGCACACGCUCCGUGCUCUGCAUGACCAACCACGUCAGCAGUUUGCCUCUGGAGGGCUGCGGCAACAACAGACCCUCGGAAACGACCCCCUGCAACAAUGGACCCUGUGCUGGUAAAGUGGAGUGGUUUGCUGGGGGCUGGACACAGUGCUCUUCUGAAUGUGGCAGUGGAACUCAACAGAGAGAAGUCAUUUGUGUUAGGAAAACUGAAGGUAAUUUUGAUGUUUUGGACCCCUAUGAAUGUUCAUAUUUGGAAAAACCUCCCAUCCAGCAAUCCUGCUACCUCAAACCGUGUGGAUCUAAGUGGUUUCAUACAGAAUGGAGCACAUGUUCCAAGUCCUGUGAAGGAGGAUUUCGGGUGCGGGAGGUGCGGUGUCUGUCCGAUGACAUGGCAGCCAGUUCUCAGUGUGACCCACAGCUGAAACCCGAAGAGAAAGAGCCCUGCAACACACAGGAUUGUGUCCCUGAAAUAGAUGAGAACUGCAAAGAUAAAUACUACAACUGCAAUGUGGUGGUUCAGGCCAGGCUCUGUGUCUACACCUACUACAAGACAGCCUGCUGUGCAUCCUGUACCCGGGUGGCAAACAGACAGUCGGGGUUCCUGGGCCGCAGAUAACAAACACUCUGCUCGAAGCAGCCGUGUGGGGCUGCACGUGGAGCCUGAACAGUGUUACUGCUUUGACUGCAGCAGUCUUAGCUUCUUAGAGAGGGGGGGUUGUAUUGCUGAGGGCAUCGAGACUAUGGUUAAAUCUCACACCCUUUCAGUUAUUGUGCAGUUAUCUCUUUUGUUUGUUGUAAAACCGUGAUCUUUUUCAAGCAUUAGUUGCUAAUGAUACUGUUAUUUGCACCUGCUCAUCAGAUAAUUAUUUAAGGAACAUACCAGCCUUAAUAUUGUGAAAUGAAUGAAAACUGAAUCAAUUGCAGCAAUUACUGGAGAUAGUUGAUCAGUAGGGAUGCAGCUGCUGCAUUAUUUUCUGAGUGCUUACUUUUACUUGGUAUUUUGGACUGCCUUAAAUUAGAUGACUAAAUCAAUGAAACAUGCACAUGAGAAAAAUUAUUUCCCAAAGAACCAGACCCUUGAAGACCCAUUUGUCAGCAGUUUCUUAGCACUCUACAUUAUGUUUUUAAUUACUUCAGUCCAUUCAUAAUUAGAGUCACUGUUAAGCUCUCUCAGUUGUACUUUUAACUAAUGUCCUGUCCUCAGGCAGUAAAUAUAUACAGACUUGACUGCCAAAAAGUGCCUUUAUAUUUAAUUCAUAAACUCUUGAAGAUACACUUUUCUAAGUUUGUAUGGAUUUUAAAAUAAUUACCUACCAGAGUGACACUAAUGUCUAGCCCUUCAAGUCUUUAACAGCUCCAUCUGUCAGUGAGACACACUCAGCAGAGAGGUGAAGAGCCUUUGCUGAUGGAAUAAGUGAUUGUUUCCCUGGGCGAGGUCUCUUUCCUGUAGGACAGUUACUUCAGUGAACUGGGAUCUUGCCUGAUCCUUUGUCUCUGCACUAUUGCUUAACAACUACCAUACCAAAGUACUUUGUCCAGACCUAGUCUGGAUGUGUCACCAGUUUCUGAAACCACCACCAAAGGAUGCAGGCCUGUGUGCUUUGUAGUCGUGCGUUACUCGUGGUGUCAGGCAGCAGUGUGAGUGUGGUACCUGAGUAUCUGUCAAGAGAUCUUGGCUAUUGACAUUCUUCAGGUUUUGAUCGGUUGUUACAACAUAUUUACCUUUUUUCACUUAAUGCUUCAUCACACAGAUCUAUUUAUACCACUCCUUUUCUGUUACUCAAGAAUGGCUGCAGACUAAGAGCUGAAUUUAAGUGGUGAUUUUUCAUUUCUGCAAUUACUGUACUCAGCCUUGGGACUUGCUAAAAGCAAAUAGGGUGUGCUGUGCAGGGCAGAGCAGUUUUUGCAUUAUCUGCAUGUUCUCUAGCCUUUGCUUGAGAGGUCUUUCAAAUGUGUAAAUAAGGCUGAAGGAAAAAAAUGAACACCACUGCUUAUUCAGCUGUUUAUUACAGCAUAUUUUUUGUAAAUUAGUGAUGCUCAACUAUGCAUCUCUUUCUAAGGUGCCUGACGUCUGAGUUGAAAAACAGCUGUGACAAUCAUGUUCAGUCACUCCCAGAGAUGUGAUAUAACAGUGGUUAAGGUGUCCUGCUGCUGAUGCAGACCCAUGUUUGAGCCUCACUGGGUGUUCUUUUCUUCUUACUGCUUUGGUGGAGAGGACGUGGAAAGGGAAUGGAGCUCUGGGAGGCAAAGGUUGCUGGGUGUGGUCAUGUCAGGGUUUGUGCUGGAAGCCACAGGAAGGUGGAAUUCCUGUAGUCUAAAAGCUGCCUUGAAUUGAGACAAACCUUUGAAUUUUUUGAUUCAGUCACUUGUGGAAAAUAUAUUUUAGACAUGAUGAACUACCACUGUUUGGCUAAAGGAAAUUAAAGGAAAAAGUGUUUCCCCUAGAAUUUGAAGUUAGUCUUUGUGACUAUAAACCAAUCAUGUCCUUGGCUGUUUCUGUACACCUCAGCUUGGGCUUUUUUACUGUAAAUAAUUUAUAUAAAAUUGUUAGAAACAGAAAUGCUAAUUAGAAAACUUCUGAGUUCAUGAAUCUUUUACAGUCCUGUUCCCUUGUAUUAUGAAGAUUUAUCCAUGAAGAUAAGUUAUAGAUUUGUGAUGAUAUUAUAUUCCUUAGAUUCUCGACCAAAGAAUGUUAUGGAGACAGUGCAGUGUAAACAACUCUGGAAUGCAGUAUUUCUAAAUACAGAUUUUCAUCUGUGUAUCUCAUUGCAGCAAAUUUUGACAUACAUUGUAUAAUUUUUGUUGUUAUCUCUUUUGUCCCAAGGAAGUGUAUCCUGUCAGCUUGAGGGAAAUACCUGUUCCAUAAAAAGGCUUCCUGAAAACCCCAAGGCAGAGGAGAUGCAGAGAGCUAAUCAGGUUUGCAGUCAGUCCAUGGAAAAUUAUCUUACACAUGCUUCUGGCUGUCUGUGACUCAGCACACAGACAUGAGAUCCUCCUAUUUUAUAAGAUAUGUUAUUUUGCGCUGGCCGUGAGGUUAUUUGACAAAGAUGAUCAUCUUGUAGGCUCUGUUAAGCUGCCACUAAAGUAAACAGAGUUCUUGGCAGCUAAAUAUCAAAGAAUAUAUACUUACACAUAGCAGUGUAGCCCUGUAACACACCUAAUAUGUAUGGCUUCGUGAAUUAAAUGCAGUGAGCUAUGAUUAUACAAAUUGUACAUUUUUUGUUUUUUUAAGUAAAGAGAGUGUUUUCAGAUGUAUCAGAUAUAACAAAAAAUACCAUUUCACCUAAUUAAACAUCUAAUGGUAAGAAAACUGCCAGAAUGCUGCUGAACUUAAUCAUUUAUCAUCUCAUGUGUCAGCAUUAUCAAAAUAGUUGUUCCUGCAAAAUGAACUAAUAAGCCCUUUUUAUCAGCACUUUGAUGUACUAAUAUUGGCUGCACAGAGUAAGUGCUGGGCUAAGAUUCCACCAUCUUGCAAAGCACACUUUGGAAUUGUGCCUGUAGCAAGUGUUUGUUUUAAUGGAGCAGUGCCAUUAGGCACUUAGGGUGAUGCCUGCAGAAGGACCUGAUUUUACUUUUGCUCUAAGUCAAAGGUGGCUUUAAUGAAUGUAGUAGACUUAGAGCAGAUAUAAACCCAAUAGAAGUAAGAAAUAAUGCAGACUUCUGAUUUUAAAUGCUUCAGUUUCUUUUUCUGACAUUUUAACAUCAGUCAAAAUCUUGCAGAAUGGUGUAAAAAAAUAUGCUUCCUUGCCUUGAAGCUUUUCACCUUACACAAUGAAGUGAGUUAGAUGGCUUAUUUAAAGAGUCUAAGCAGUCCAGCUGCUUACAGCUUUCAUGGUUUACAGAUGUGCAGCUGGCCAAAAUCAGCCCCAUCCAGAGCAGGCUGUGUGUCUCCAAGCACUUUCCCUUUGGAACUGAGGGUUCCUGGUGCAGUUGUUUGUCAGGUUAUCCAGGGCCCAUCAGGGUUUGCCAGCUCCUGUGCAAUGUCACCUUCAAGCAUAUGUAGGUAGAAUUCCUUGUGUACUGCAGUUACAUGCCAAGUUUGAGAGCACUGAAUUCAUGGAGUUCUCCCCUCCUCUCCCAGAAGAUGGUGUGGAAGCAUGAGGGUUGCUCCUGUGGGAAUGGCCAGCAAUGAGACAGAGUUAGUGUUUGCUUUGAUGACUCUGACCUUCGGUCCCCAGGGCUCUGAAUCAGGGAAGGGCUUGUUGGGAGGCAGUGAAGGGCUGGGGAGUGCAGUGCAGGAGACAUGGGGGAUCCUGCAGGCCUGCCAGUCUUGAAGGCCAACUGUAAUGUAUGGCCAUGGGCUUGAUGCAGGGCUGCUUCAGCAUCCCUGCACAGGGAACUGGCUUCUUUUUCAUUACACUCAUAAUCUUUUUCCUUUUUUUUCCCCAGUAUUUCAGCAAAAGGAGGACUUUCUGUAUGAAUUAAGCAGUGUUUACCAUUAAUGUUAUUGGUUAGAUCCCGGUUUUAUGGCAAUAUGGUGCAGUUAUAUAUCAGUCAUAUAUAUAUAUGUGUGUCAUUAUAGCCCAGACUCAAAGGAGUACAUUAAACUACUUGAACAGAAGACCACAUGGGGCAGCAGCUUUUCGAGGACCUUGCUACUUCCUUUGCUUGUGUCUGAGUCCUAGAGAGUGCCAGUCACCACUGAGGGAGGAAGAAGGUAGGGGCUCAAACAUCUUAUGGCUGGUAUAGGAGAGGUUAUGCCUUCCUGAAGGAAACACUUUGUUUUCUCUCUUUAUAAUCUAUACAACUGUAAGUAGUAAAAUAUACUUUAAAGAGCUUUGCUUUUCCCCAUUCUCAUCCUGACCUGUCUCCCUUUUACACCCAGACCCCCAACUCUUCUCCUCUUCCUCUCAUCUCACUUUCAUCCCUUUGUCCUCUGGGUUACAGUAUUAAAUUUUGCCAGAAUUACUGAAAGCCCUGAACUGGCCUUGUGGUUUGUAAGAAUCAGUGUUAGAAAUUAGCCCAGCUGUUAAGAGAGCUAUAUUCCUGGCAGCCCAGGGAUUCUUGUGUCUGUGUGUAUCCAUGUUGGCUAGUUUUUAAUGCACAGUAGUAAAGUACAUACUGAAUUAACCCCCGUGCAAUGAACCUGUGACUGCACAGCUAUUGAAGUAUGCAGUGGCCAUUUAUUCUCAUAAGUAACAUUUAUCACAUAAAAGAAAGGAUUAUCCUUGUCACAAAGGAAAAGCUGUGUGUUUACUUGGUUUUCUUGAGACUUAGUGGUUUUGACUUCUUCAGAGCUGUUCUGUGUGUUGGGCAGAUAAUUUAUGUGCACGCCUGUAACUUGAACACAAAACAUGACAUUUUGAACAUGAAUAUAAACUUCCUUAUGUCUAAACUUACAGAAUGUUUGGGGGAGAUAAAUUAGGCAUUGCUUAGAAAAUGGAGUAAAAUAAUUAUUUCCACACCAGAAAUGAAAAAUCAUCCACUAAGCAUCUUCAAUAUAUUUUAAAUUAAACUUCUGAUCAUUAUAAUAUCUCAGUAGCAUGGGCAAAAUUCAGACCUGGUGAAAGGGAGAAAAUUCCAUGUAAGAGAACUCACAGCAGACCUGAACUCAACUCUUUGCUUCUCAGCUUUAAACAGCCAGAAGUUCUUAAGAAUGAGAGCUCCCAAUUUUCUAUAUCCCCAUGUACUAUAAGGGGAUACAGAUAACUACCACCAUCCCUGCAGAGGAGGGAAGCUUAAUUGUGAUAAAUCAUUGACCUUCCAGCAACAGUCAUUGCUGCUUGCCCUGACCUGUUUUUCUAUGCUCCCUUUGAGUCUCUUGAGUCCAGUGGCCUUGGCAGGGGUUGGGUACAUACAAGUUGUGAAGUCCCAUAGUAGUCACUCAGGAUCUACAUAGAAGAUCAGGAAGGACGGGAGACAAAAGAAACCCUAACUUUUUUUUAUAUGUAUAAAAUUGUCUACUUGACCCUCAUAAUUGAUUUUGGGCAGAAGGAUAUACUUUAUUAUAACUUAUUUUGUUGUUAUUUGUAAAUACAAGAUGUCUAUGGGAAAUAUGUAAUUCUGAGCUGUGUCUAUGGAACAAGCCACUGCGCCAAAAUAUUUCAAAUAUUUAGAAUAGGCAGAUUUUUUUAUUAAAAGGGACCUAAUAUGUAUUUAUUUACAUAUACCAUUCAAAUUUUGUCCAGCUUUUUCAUUAUACUAACCCAGCUUUUUAGGGAAUUUUAUAGCACAGGUAUUACAUAUAUAUUUUUUGUAUAUAUGUCAUACUGUAAAUCCAUAAUACAAUUUUCUAAACUUUCUGAUUAGCCAGUUCCUUGAGUGAAUUAAAGGGGAGAGUAUAGGCAAAUUGCUUUCUGACUCGUUCAGGAAUAUGUAUCUGUGGCAAUGUACCUGAACCAGAACUGUACAGUAUCCUUUUCAUAUUGUAUACUUUUUCUCUUUGAUGAAAAAAUGUUAACUAUUUUUGUUUAUGACUAAUUUAUUUUUUAUUAUUGUGAAAAAUAAAGUAACUCAAGAUGAA
This is a messenger RNA of Pseudopipra pipra, 9343 nucleotides long. RefSeq names its product thrombospondin type 1 domain containing 4 (gene THSD4). Gene Ontology annotation, biological process: extracellular matrix organization; proteolysis. Lineage: Eukaryota; Metazoa; Chordata; Aves; Passeriformes; Pipridae. The transcript has 18 exons. The record is from RefSeq and is a predicted model, not a curated record. Gene Ontology annotation, molecular function: metalloendopeptidase activity. Bases 353 to 3496 code for a protein of 1047 amino acids. Gene Ontology annotation, cellular component: extracellular matrix.